This is a messenger RNA of Myripristis murdjan (pinecone soldierfish), 1809 nucleotides long. RefSeq names its product ATP synthase subunit beta, mitochondrial-like. Gene Ontology annotation, cellular component: proton-transporting ATP synthase complex. Gene Ontology annotation, biological process: proton motive force-driven mitochondrial ATP synthesis; proton transmembrane transport. Gene Ontology annotation, molecular function: ATP hydrolysis activity; ATP binding; proton-transporting ATP synthase activity, rotational mechanism. The record is from RefSeq and is a predicted model, not a curated record. Lineage: Eukaryota; Metazoa; Chordata; Actinopteri; Holocentriformes; Holocentridae. The transcript has 10 exons. Bases 80 to 1636 code for a protein of 518 amino acids.
UGACACCGGCAGCUGGCUGAGCCCUGCAGGAGCGCUGCUUGUGUGUGAGCCGCUGCCUUCAUCUUCAGCCAUCUUAACCAUGCUGGGCGCCGUGGGACGGUGCUGCACCGGGGCUCUGCAGGCUCUGAAGCCUGGGCUCAAGCACCUGAAGACGAUCAGUGGGAAACAUGCGGCUCUUUAUUCGAGCAGGGGAUAUGCUGCCCCAGCUGCUCAGGCAGCACUGGCCAAUGGCCGCAUCGUAGCUGUGAUUGGUGCUGUUGUGGAUGUCCAGUUUGAUGAGGGCCUCCCUCCCAUUCUCAAUGCCCUGGAGGUGUUAGGCCGUGAGAGCAGACUGGUGCUUGAAGUUGCACAACAUCUGGGUGAGAACACUGUCCGCACAAUUGCCAUGGAUGGCACAGAGGGUCUGGUGCGUGGACAGCAGGUUCUUGACACGGGAGCCCCCAUCAGGAUUCCUGUGGGCCCUGAGACACUGGGCAGGAUCAUGAAUGUCAUCGGAGAGCCCAUUGAUGAGAGGGGUCCAAUUAACACCAAACAGACAGCUCCUAUUCAUGCUGAGGCCCCUGAGUUCACAGACAUGAGUGUGGAACAGGAGAUUUUGGUCACUGGCAUUAAAGUGGUGGAUCUGCUGGCCCCCUAUGCCAAGGGAGGAAAAAUUGGUCUGUUUGGUGGAGCUGGAGUCGGCAAAACUGUGUUGAUUAUGGAGUUGAUCAACAACGUGGCCAAGGCUCAUGGUGGCUACUCUGUGUUUGCUGGAGUGGGAGAGCGCACCCGUGAGGGAAAUGACUUGUACCAUGAAAUGAUUGAGUCUGGUGUCAUUAAUCUGAAAGACACCACGUCAAAGGUAGCGUUGGUGUACGGUCAGAUGAAUGAGCCUCCAGGUGCCCGUGCCAGAGUUGCUCUCACUGGUCUGACUGUUGCAGAAUAUUUCCGUGAUCAGGAGGGACAGGAUGUGCUUCUCUUCAUUGACAACAUCUUCAGGUUCACCCAGGCUGGAUCAGAGGUGUCUGCCCUGUUGGGUCGUAUCCCCUCUGCUGUGGGUUACCAGCCAACUUUGGCCACAGAUAUGGGUACAAUGCAGGAGAGAAUUACCACCACCAAAAAGGGCUCCAUCACCUCAGUACAGGCCAUCUAUGUGCCUGCUGAUGACUUAACGGACCCCGCUCCUGCCACUACUUUUGCUCACUUGGAUGCAACAACUGUGUUGUCCCGUGCUAUUGCUGAGCUUGGUAUCUAUCCUGCUGUGGACCCCCUGGAUUCCACCUCUCGUAUCAUGGACCCCAACAUUGUUGGAGCAGAACAUUAUGAUGUUGCUCGUGGUGUACAGAAGAUUCUUCAGGAUUACAAGUCCUUGCAGGACAUCAUUGCUAUCCUGGGUAUGGAUGAGCUGUCUGAGGAGGACAAGUUGACUGUCGCUCGUGCUCGCAAGAUCCAGAGGUUCUUGUCUCAGCCCUUCCAGGUAGCAGAAGUCUUCACCGGCCACCUGGGCAAGCUUGUGCCCCUUAAGGAGACAAUCAAAGGCUUCAAGAGCAUUCUAGCAGGUGAAUAUGAUGCCCUGCCUGAGCAAGCGUUCUACAUGGUGGGGCCCAUUGAAGAAGUCGUCCAAAAGGCUGAGAAAUUGGCCGAGGAGCAUUCAUAAAUGACUUGUUGAUAAGGUUGGAUUGCUUUUUGAGAUAAAAAUUUGUACAGUAUAAUUUCUCAUUGAGCAGUUUGUUAUAACUUGCCCUCCUGAAUAUGUUCUAUUAUGGUUCUAUUGAACUGAAAAGGUAAAUAUGGAAUUAAAAUAUGUUGUUUUAUAUAUAUAUAUAUAUA